GGAGCAGCAGAGGCACCGCAGCUUGAGCCGCAGGAAGGAUCACAACCCGGAGUGAACACACUCGAGCCAUCGUUGACCUGGGAAAAUGGGUCUAACGACGGUGUUCAGUCGUCGUCGGUUGGUUCUCAAAUUGUUUCUGGUUCAGUUCAUCGUCCUCCAGGCGACCUAUGCUGCCCCCUCGCCGAUUAUCAAGUUCCCCGGAGACGACACAAUCCCCAAAACAGACAAAGAAGUGGCUCUGCACUAUCUGAACAAGUUUUAUGGAUGCCCGGAAGACAGAUGUAACCUCGUGGUGCUCAAGGACACGCUGAAGAAAAUGCAAAAGUUCUUCUCCCUGCAAGAGACCGGAGACAUCGAUGCCCAAACUGUUGAGACCAUGAAAAAGCCCCGCUGCGGCGUCCCAGAUGUGGCCAAUUACAACUUCUUCCACAGGAAGCCCAAGUGGCAGAAGAAAGACAUCACCUACAGAAUUCUGGGAUACUCUCUUGAUUUGGACGAGGAGGUCAUAAACGAUGCCUUCUUCAGAGCCUUCAAAGUGUGGAGCGACGUCACCCCGCUGUCAUUCACCCGCAUCAUGGACGGAGAGGCUGACAUCAUGGUUAACUUUGGCCGCAAUGAGCACGGAGACGGUUACCCCUUUGACGGCAAAGACGGCCUCCUGGCUCACGCCUUCGCUCCGGGGCCAGGAAUCGGCGGUGACUCCCACUUUGAUGAUGAUGAGCAGUGGACCCUGGGCGAGGGCCAAGUGGUGAAGGCAAAGUUCGGUAAUGCUGACGGGGAGUUUUGCAGGUUCCCCUUCCUGUUCAUGGGCACUGAGUACGACAGCUGUACGCCCCAGGGCCGUGACGACGGCUUCCUGUGGUGCUCCACCACCUACAACUUUGAUGAAGACGGCAAAUACGGAUUCUGCCCUCAUGAAUUGCUAUUCACCAUGGCUGGCAACGCAGAGGGCUCUCCAUGCAAGUUCCCCUUCACCUUUCAGGGGGACAAGUAUGACGGAUGCACCACUCAGGGCAGGGACGACGGUUACCGCUGGUGUGCCACUACUGAGGACUAUGACCGUGACAAAACCUUCGGGUUCUGCCCUGAAACGGCCUUGUCAACAGUUGGAGGAAACGCAGAGGGAAGCCCCUGUGUCUUCCCCUUCACCUUCCUGGGAGACACAUACGAGGCCUGCACCGCAUCUGGACGCAGUGACGGCAAGAUGUGGUGCGCAAGCACCAAAAGCUAUGAUGAUGACCGCAAAUGGGGUUUCUGUCCUGACCAAGGCUACAGUUUGUUCCUGGUGGCAGCUCAUGAGUUCGGCCAUGCCCUUGGCUUGGAGCACUCUCAGGACCCCGGAGCACUGAUGGCCCCGAUUUACACCUUCACCAAAGACUUCCGACUCUCUCACGAUGACAUCUCAGGCAUCCAGGAGCUCUAUGGUGGGUCCACAGACAAGCCGCUGUCUCCGACUCAGGGUCCAGUCACUCCAAUGGACAUCUGUAAGGAGCCAGUUAUCUUUGACGCUGUUGCACAAAUCCGAGGAGAGACCUUCUUCUUCAAGGACAGGUUCUUGUUCAGGUCGGUCAACUUCAGAAGCAAGCCCAGCGGCCCUAUGCUAGUGGCCACCUACUGGCCUGACCUGCCUGCCAAGAUAGACGCUGCCUAUGAAAACCCAAUGGAGGAAAAAACAGUCUUCUUCUCAGGCGAUGAAAUGUGGGUCUACAAAGCAGAUGCGUUGGAGAGAGGUUACCCCAAGAAGCUCUCCAGCCUUGACCUUCCCACAGACCUGGCCCAAAUCGACGCUGCCUUCAACUUUAGGAAGAACAGCAAGACGUAUCUUUUUGCUGGGGACAAAUUCUGGAGAUAUGAUGAAAGUACCAAGACAAUGGACGCUGGCUUCCCCAAACUCAUUGCUGACUCCUGGAAUGGGAUCCCAGAUGGCAUUGACUCUGCCUUCACUCUUAAUGGCAUUGAUUACAGCUACUUCUUCAAAGGCAACCACUAUUUCAAACUGGAAGACAGCAGCUUGAAGAUCGUCAAGCUGGGAGAAAUCACAAAGGACUGGCUCGGGUGUUGAGUGUCUCAAAACAUUUCUCGCAAGUUGCUAAUUCCCGUAAUGAUGUCUGGCCUCAUGAGGACAUUGGCAUAUUAUCAUACACAGCUUGAGGUCGCUGCAGUGCACACUGUUGUAAGUUUUUUUAUCCUGGCAACUGUGCACGCUCUUGUGGGAGACGUGUCCCUUCCAACCUGUAUAACCAGCCUCCAGCUUUGUAGCAAGGCACCUCACCUUCUACACAGGCUCAACAUAGGCAACUGGAUAUUACUGUGUGAUAUUGACAUUGUAUUUGUUAUGCUGAUGCAGAUUUAUUUCAAUAUGUACCCCGUCUUAUUGUUUUAUAUUUUUUGUUGUUUGUUUUUUAAAACUCAGACAUCAGGUAUGUCCACACUGCAUUGAACGCAGUGCUAUACUUUGCUGUGAGAUGCUACCGUAUUAAUGCAAAUUUGAUUUCGAAAGGCUGUUUUACACCAAAUGUUGGCUUAGAAUGAUUUCUAUGUCCAGGGUACUAAGUGCAGUUUUAUAAAUGUAUCAGUUUUGAUCGAUUAACUUUUUUCACUGUUGAGCAAUACAUUUGAAAAAAAAAAAUGAAUUUGCACAAUGUGUCUGACCGAAGAUGGUGCUUUAGAGAUUGCUUUUGCAUAUAGUCCUAAAUAUAUAUAUAUGUAUACACAACUUGUAUUCAGUGUAACUAUGUCUGAUGUGACUAUAGUAUGGUCUGAGUGUCAGAAAGUAGGUUAUGCAGGCACACAUUACUCUUAAUUUGGUUUAGCACUUUUUUAUAGGACUAUACAUGGGAACUAAACAACGUGGAGACCAAAUAAUCGUCAUGGCAACUCCAUGUUGCAUGUCCCUUUACUCAUGGUACAGACAGAUCAAAGGCACAGGUUGCCUCUAGAGGCUGUAUAGAUUUGCUGCAUGAUGGAAUCAUGACAAGAGUACCGCAGUAGUAUUGUUUAAUUACAUUUUUUUACAUUUUUUUUUUUUUUACAUUUUCUUUAACGUUUCUUACCUUGGUUUUAGCAAAAAAACAAAACAAAAAUGGUGUUUUCUGAUGUUUUAAAUGCUUUUGCACUUUGUUACUGUCAUCAAUAAAGAUGAAAGAUGGUCA
Scophthalmus maximus (turbot) is the source of this 3152-nucleotide messenger RNA. It is a transcript of the gene mmp2, whose product is annotated as matrix metallopeptidase 2. The transcript has 13 exons. Lineage: Eukaryota; Metazoa; Chordata; Actinopteri; Pleuronectiformes; Scophthalmidae. Gene Ontology annotation, biological process: tissue remodeling; collagen catabolic process; proteolysis. The coding region runs from base 86 to 2062 and encodes 658 amino acids. Gene Ontology annotation, molecular function: zinc ion binding; metalloendopeptidase activity. Gene Ontology annotation, cellular component: extracellular matrix. The record is from RefSeq and is a predicted model, not a curated record.